Olea europaea var. sylvestris is the source of this 540-nucleotide messenger RNA. RefSeq lists its product as uncharacterized. The record is from RefSeq and is a predicted model, not a curated record. NCBI's taxonomy places the organism in Eukaryota, Viridiplantae, Streptophyta, Magnoliopsida, Lamiales, Oleaceae. The transcript has 2 exons. Bases 1 to 540 code for a protein of 179 amino acids.
AUGAGACCCUAUCUAUACCCUUUUAUUCAGAAAACAGAAAUAAAGAGGCUAGUGGGGGAGAUACAACGAUACAAAUCAAACCAACAGUUAAAGAAGAACCUAUCUCAGGCCAUGGCUAGGAUGAAACUUUACGCAGAUAAAAAUAGAAUAGAGAGGUCUUCUGAGAAAGACGGUUGUGUUUUCCUGAAACUUCAUCCAUAUACACAGAAAUCUGUGGAAUGUCGAGCUAACUACAGGAUAAGUGAGAGAUAUAUUGACCCAUAUCCAAUUGUGAAGAAAGUUGGAGCAGUAGCAUAUCAGUUGGCUUUACAAGAAGGGAAGAAAAUUCAUCCAAAAUUUUGUGCUUCUUUAUUGAAGAAAAAACUAGGGAAUGACAACAUGCCUAUGCUACAAUUACCUAGUGAUAGCCAACCCGCACAGCACGAACGCUACCUCUUAAACAUCUUGCAAUCUAGAUUGGUGAAUCGCAGAACUCACAUUGGAUCGCACUCUGUAAUUGGUUUAUUUUUACGGCAUGUGCUAGAUGCACGCCGUAAAUGA